Messenger RNA from Hemibagrus wyckioides, 1306 nucleotides. RefSeq names its product ovarian cancer G-protein coupled receptor 1-like. The record is from RefSeq and is a predicted model, not a curated record. Gene Ontology annotation, cellular component: membrane. The transcript is spliced from 2 exons. Gene Ontology annotation, molecular function: G protein-coupled receptor activity. Lineage: Eukaryota; Metazoa; Chordata; Actinopteri; Siluriformes; Bagridae. The coding region runs from base 1 to 981 and encodes 326 amino acids. Gene Ontology annotation, biological process: G protein-coupled receptor signaling pathway.
AUGUCUACACACAACUUCCUUACAGCAAUCAUGGAUAAAAACAAUUCUUCAUGUGUAUACGACGAUGUAGUGAAAGACUACAUGUACCCAACUGUUUACUCUCUCUUUUUCAUCAUUGGACUUCCAGGUAACUGUUUGUCAUUGUAUGUAGCAUGGGUUCAAAUGCAAAAGGGAAACAGCCUGGCAGUCUACCUGGUCAAUCUGUCUAUUUCUGACUUGUUAUAUACCAUCACCUUGCCUGUAUGGAUCAUGCUAGCUAAGAAUCACACAGUGAACGAUACCCUCUGCAGCCUCAUCGCAGUGAUCAUGUACAACAGCUUCUAUGUGGGUUCAGGACUGCUCUGCUGUAUCUCUAUGGACCGCUACCUUGCUGUGGUUUAUCCUCUCUACUUUGCCAGAGCACAUAAGGUGCAAACAGCAGCCUUGGUGAGCAUGUUUGUAUGGCUCAUAGAGCUCUCUCUGCAGAUUGGCUUCCUGGCAUACACAGAUGACCUGCAGGAAUUCUCUUUCAGCCGACUAUGUGAUACGCAGAUACCUAUGGACUCACACAGCUCCCACGUGGCUAUUAUUCGGGUUGUACUGUCCUUUCUUAUCCCUUUGUUCCUGAUGGCUUUCUGUUUUCACCAGAUAAUGAGGUCUCUCCGAGAAAGUGUAUCCACAGUGGCUAGCGAGCGUGAGAAGAUCCGAAAACUGCUGUGCCUUCUCUUGGUUGUAUACAUGGUUUCAUUCACCCCCUACCAGGUUGUCAUGCUUGUCAUGGGGUUGUUAGAAAAGAAAAAUUGUGACAUUGCCAAUCAACUAAGAAACUGGUACAUGGUGUUUGUUGCAACCACAACAAUUAAUAGUGUAUUAGAUCCAAUUGUGUAUUGUUUAAUAACUGAAAGUGCCAAGGCAGAGAUCAUAAGGGUUUAUAAGGUGUGUCAGGGUCAGUUAUCACGUGUUGUUUCUGUAAUGAGUUUUUCCUCCACUAACGAUUGCUAAUAAUACAAUACUUUUUAUUGUUGUAAUAUUAUUAUAUGAUAUUGUGUGAUAUUGUUUUUCAAAUUACCAUAUAAAGUCUAUGACCUUCUGAUCUAAUGCAAUAAAAGCAACAACAUUUACUGUAAUUUUGCAAACCACUUUGAUUUUUGACUGUUUUGAAACUGUUCUGAAUAUGCCUUCACUGGACUUCAUGUGAAUUUUAACUAGCAAUUUGUUUGAUGUUUGGUGAUAAGAAUGCAAAAAUGUCUACCACACUGAUGAAUGUAAAGUAAGCAUAGUCCUUUUGUUGAUUGCUAAAGCACAAUUAUUAUUAUUAUUAUUAUUA